This is a messenger RNA of Aphanomyces astaci, 1518 nucleotides long. RefSeq lists its product as hypothetical. The record is from RefSeq and is a predicted model, not a curated record. Gene Ontology annotation, molecular function: metal ion binding; protein binding. Lineage: Eukaryota; Oomycota; Saprolegniomycetes; Saprolegniales; Verrucalvaceae. The coding region runs from base 47 to 1414 and encodes 455 amino acids. The transcript has 2 exons.
CCACCGCCGAGACAGCGCAGUCACUACCAGCAAGAGGCGGCCUACGAUGUCCGCGAUGCUGAAGGGUCGACAGAACAAUGACAUCCUUACGGUCGACCAGAUUGUGAAUGAGGACGACUGGGUGCCUAAUUCCGAACGAUUCCGCUGCCAUGUGUGCACUCGCAACUUUAACACGAUCCGCAGACGACAUCAUUGUCGCAUGUGCGGUGAAGUGGUGUGCGGCAACUGCACCCUGAAGAAACUGGCGCAGAUCCCGCAGCGCCCGACGCUGCAGGAAGUCCGUGUGUGCAUGUCGUGUAUUUUGAACCAUGCCAACAAGCAGGCGAACCCGAUGCACCACCAAGGAGCCGCCCCCGCGCAAAUCCAACGCGGCGGCCAACGCGGAUCCAUCCAAAGCACACGCACGGACACACAUUCGCACACAGGAGAGACCAUUCGCUACAGCAACCGCGAAAGCAACAUGGAUCGACUCGACUCGCCCCCUGAGAACUCGGUCGGCGAGCGCGCGCAUUUCACGCGCAGUGACCAAGGCGACAACGUCGUAGACUACCCGUUGGACUACAGUUGGGGCUACGCGUGGCCGAAGCCGCCUGUGCUUCCUGACGAAGUCGACCGGCUCGCAGUGCUGCGCAGCUUUGACGUGUUGGACACCCCCACGGAAGACGUGUUCGACAUCAUCUGCGACCUGGCGAGCAACGCGCUCAAGUGUCCGAUCUCGGCCGUGAGUUUGAUCGACGAAGACCGGCAGUGGUUCAAGGCCAGCGUCGGGUUGGCGCAGACCGAGAUUCCACGGAACGUGAGCUUUUGCGCGCACACGAUCAUCUCCAAGGAGCCCAUGGUCGUGCUGGACACGCUACAAGACAAGCGGUUCAUGAAGAACCCACUCGUGACGGGCGGCGCUGGCAUCCGGUUCUACGCGGGGUCGCCCAUCUGCACCCCGUCCGGCCACGUCAUCGGCACCGUGUUUGUGUUUGACAACCAGCCGCGGACAUCGUGCGACCUGGCGACGCUUGAGAAGCUGUCGAACGUUGCGAUGAAAAACUUGGAGGACCGAAAGAACGGCACGGCCCCGCUGCCUCCGUUGAACAAGCAGCAGCAGCCACCGUCCACGUCGACCCCCGCGCCUCCCCCGCCGCCGCCUGGCGCGAUCGUGUCGGUAGCACCGAGCGACCUCAACACACAAGACUUGGUGGUCCAAGGACCCGCCGGAAACGGCCCUGGCGACGGCCAAGUCGUUGGCGGACCCAAGAUGGAGACGAUGCUCAUGGACUUGCUGUGCCGCACCACGGAAACGCAGCAGCAACUUGCUGCGCAACAAGGCGUCAUGUUCCAGCAACUGGGCCAGCACACCCAAAAGAUCGACGAGUUGGCCGACGCCGUCAAGCGUAUGGAAGCCAAGCUAGACGGCAUCUAACACGCGUCUUCAUCCAUCGUCUCUAUGUCACACAUUUGCAUCCUCCUAUAGAAUAGACGUUGAGCUCGCACUCGCCUGUAAUACAUUUCAUAUUUCUCGCCGUC